AUGGCGUCCACAUCCCCAGUUGCGGCAGUCUUCGGCUGCACCGGCUUGGUCGGGUCCAACAUCCUGAGCACGCUGCUAGCAGCUAAAAGCACCGCUGGCACCGUGCACACGGUCUCGCGCCGCCAACCCAAGGCCGAAGGCCCCAAGCUCCGCGCGACUAUUGAGCCCUCGACCGAGCAGUGGGCGGCCAAGCUGGCGGCGCUGCAGCCGCCCCCGACGACGGUUUACUCGGCCGUCGGGACCACGCGGGCCGCGGCGGGCGGCCUCGAGAACCAGCGCAAGAUCGACCACGACCUCAACGUGGAGAUCGCAAAGGCCGCCAAGAAGGCCGGUGCCAAGACAUUUGUCUUCAUCUCCUCGGCCGGCACUCGCGGCAUGUUGGCCGCCCGCGCGCCCUACUCGCAGAUGAAGAUCGGGGUCGAGGACACCAUCAAGGAGCUCGAUUUUGAUCAUGCCGUCAUUGUCAGACCCGGCCUCAUCAUGGGGCAGCGGGAGGAGAGCCGCACCGCCGAGGGCCUGUUGCAGGGCUUCUUCAACGGGCUCGGCAAGCUUUCUACGGCGGCCAAGGACUUCAUGGCGCAGGAUGCCGAUGUCAUCGCCAGGGCUGCUGUCGCCGCCGCGGUGCAGGCCGAGCAGGGCAAGGCACCAUCCAAGUACUGGAUAUUGGAACAGGCGGACAUUAUCCGCCUCGGAAGGACGGAGUGGAAGGACUUCUAUAAGGAGCUCCACCAGCCAACAAACCCCGCCAUAACGGUUUAUCGCGACAAUUCAGUCGGUACCGACAGGUCGUCAACGAUGACAACGGCUCGACCUAGCAUCGUCGGCCCGGACUCGGGUCCCGAGCCACCGUUUCCAUACAAGAUGGAGGGCAAAGUCAUAUCUGGAUUUGGCAGAGGAUCCAAAGAGCUUGGUAUCCCGACAGCCAACCUCCCUGUCGACGCCACCAUCACCCCCUGGAUCUCCUCAAUCCCCUCGGGCGUCUACUACGGCUGGGCCUCCCUCCAGCUUCCCCCCUCCCACCCGGAAUCCCCAUCACCACCCGACACAACCACCCCUUCUUCCUCCCCUUCUCCCCCGUACAUAGUCUUCCCCAUGGUCAUGUCCAUCGGCUACAACCCUUUCUACAACAACACGGAGCGGUCCGCCGAAGUGCACAUCCUGCACAAGUUCACGGCCGAUUUUUAUGACGCCCCCAUGAGGCUGCUCAUCCUAGGCUUCAUCCGAGAGGAGAAGAACUACGACUCCCUAGAGGCCCUCGUCAAAGACAUCAAUACGGACUGCGACGUCGCCAGGGCGAGUCUGGACCGCAAGGCUUGGGUACCCCGGGGCGGACUGCUGCACCCCGCCGUCGGUGUGCGAGAGAAGCAAGGUGACCUCGACGGAAGUUGGCUUGUGAGGUCGGAUGACAGCCCGAGCGUAUAG
Pyricularia pennisetigena is the source of this 1422-nucleotide messenger RNA. RefSeq lists its product as uncharacterized. Gene Ontology annotation, cellular component: mitochondrion. The record is from RefSeq and is a predicted model, not a curated record. The transcript has 3 exons. Gene Ontology annotation, molecular function: riboflavin kinase activity. NCBI's taxonomy places the organism in Eukaryota, Fungi, Ascomycota, Sordariomycetes, Magnaporthales, Pyriculariaceae. Gene Ontology annotation, biological process: riboflavin biosynthetic process; FMN biosynthetic process. Bases 1 to 1422 code for a protein of 473 amino acids.